Messenger RNA from Phyllopteryx taeniolatus (common seadragon), 1192 nucleotides. It is a transcript of the gene rsad2, whose product is annotated as radical S-adenosyl methionine domain containing 2. Lineage: Eukaryota; Metazoa; Chordata; Actinopteri; Syngnathiformes; Syngnathidae. The transcript has 7 exons. Gene Ontology annotation, biological process: positive regulation of immune response; defense response to virus. Gene Ontology annotation, molecular function: catalytic activity; 4 iron, 4 sulfur cluster binding. Gene Ontology annotation, cellular component: endoplasmic reticulum; lipid droplet; endoplasmic reticulum membrane. The record is from RefSeq and is a predicted model, not a curated record. The coding region runs from base 146 to 1153 and encodes 335 amino acids.
CUUGAGGUGUAUACAUGAGGUGUGUCAACCUUAACAAAGACAAUGAUGCUCGAUAUUGACGGUAUAUGACGUCAUUUUUCCAAAGUGCCGACGAGCCUCCUCUGAUGUGAUAAGAGAAUCAGUAAAAUAAGGUCCUUUGCUGCUCAUGCAGCUCUGCAUCAGGACUAUCCUCUCCUUUUGUACUAGUGUUUUGGACAGAACUUUCUCCUUGACCAAAGGAACCUGUGCAGGACCGGGAACCGACCCAGAUGUCAUCAAAGCCAGUCCAAAUGCUGUGUCUCCGACCAGUGUAAACUACCAUUUUACACGCGAGUGUAACUACAAGUGUGGAUUUUGCUUUCAUACGGCUAAAACGUCCUUUGUGCUACCUCUGGAGGAAGCCAAGUGGGGCCUCAAACUGCUGAGGGAUUCUGGUAUGGAAAAAAUCAACUUCUCUGGAGGAGAGCCAUUCUUGCACAAAAAAGGAGACUUUCUUGGAAACUUGGUCCAAUACUGCAAACAAGACUUGCAACUUCCAAGUGUCAGCAUAGUCAGCAACGGAAGCAUGAUCAAGGAACAGUGGUUCCAGAAAUAUGGCGACCAUCUUGACAUCCUGGCCAUAUCAUGUGACAGUUUUGAAGAAGCUACCAACCAGCUGAUUGGCCGAGCUCAAGGCAGAAAGAGCCACCUGAACAAUCUCUACAAGAUCCAGAACUGGUGUCAGGAAUAUAAAGUGGCCUUUAAAAUAAAUUCAGUCAUCAACACCUUUAAUGUGGACGAGGACAUGACAGAUCACAUCAUUCAGCUCAACCCAGUCCGAUGGAAGGUGUUCCAGUGUCUGCUGAUUGAUGGUGAGAAUGCAGGCGAGAACGCCCUGAGAGAAGCAGAGAGGUUCACCAUCAGCGACCACCAAUUUCAGGAGUUUCUGGACAGACACAGUAGUAUUUCGUGCCUGGUUCCUGAGUCCAAUGAGAAGAUGAGGAAUUCUUACUUGAUCUUAGAUGAAUAUAUGCGUUUCCUCGACUGUCGAGAGGGUCGAAAGGACCCAUCCAAGUCCAUCCUUGAUGUUGGCGUGAGCGCGGCCAUCAGCUUUAGUGGAUUUGAUGAGAAAAUGUUUCUAAAAAGGGGAGGGAAGUAUGUGUGGAGCAAAGCUGAUAUGAAGCUGCAGUGGUGACGUUAUACCACCCAAGGAUAUUAAAUUGUAUGGACAGAG